AUGGUCUUCGAAUCGCCAGCCUGGGCGCGAGCGCUCCCUUCAGUGCCGCUCCCGGACAGCAUCACAGUCGAAGAAUUCAUGUAUUCGGAGAAACAAGGCCGCAAAUCAUUGAAGCUGUCCCGUAACCCGUAUACCUGUGGUUUGACAGGCCAGACGUAUACCGUUGCUGAGGUCCUGAGAAAGGGUCGACUCUAUGGCCAGAGCCAUAGCAAAACGACUGGAUUGGAGUGUCGCCAACGGCACGGAAUGGGACAAGGUGGCUUGUGUUUUUUCCUGGAAUACGCAUAUAGUGUCUCUGAACUUACGCACCAACUUCGUUCGACAAGCGCAAAAGUCUUGUUCACCUGUGUCCCUCUCCUGCCUGUGGCUUUGGAGGCAGCGGCAGCGGCAAAGAUCUCUCAAGACCAUGUUUUCAUCCUCGAUAUGCCUGGCCAAACAAACAACAGUAGUAACGUUGCCUUGCAAGUCGCAUAUGAGGCCUAUGGGCGCAAAUUAGCUGGGGUUGAGACACAGGUCGGACUGGGUCUACUGCCAUUCAGCCACAUCUACGGUCUAGUCAUCAUUUCUCACUCAAUGCCCUGGCAUGGAGAUGAGGUCGUGGUGCUCCCAAGAUACGAUUUAGACCACAUGCUCGCUACCAUACAAAAGUACAAAGUCCGCCAUUUGCCGCUUGUUCCGCCGAUUGCCAUCCAGCUACUUCAGAACAAAAGAAAAUGCGAUUCAUACGACCUGAGUAGUAUAGAAUGGGUUAGUUCAGGCGCUGCACCCCUCGGGGCCAAGACGAUCGAGAGGUCCAUCAUCUUGGGAGCUCGAUGCAAGGUCAUUGAUGAUGAUGGCAGAGAAGUGACUGAGCUUGAGAAGCCAGGCGAACUCUUUGUCCAAUCUCCAAACAUAUGUCUCGGCUACAUGAACAAUGUAAAAGCCACAGCGGAGACCUUUGUGUGGGAUGAGGACGGCAGAUGGCUUCGAACAGGUGAUGUUGUUGUUGUACGUCGCUCGCCUCUUGGUACAGAGCACAUGGUCAUCGUCGACCGAAUUAAAGAGCUCAUUAAAGUCAAGGGCAAUCAAGUGGCUCCCGCGGAGCUUGAGGCGCAUCUUCUUUCUCAUCCCUUUGUUGCAGAUUGCGCAGUCAUCCCCAUCCCAGACGAUUUCGCUGGAGAAGUGCCCAAAGCCUCUGUGGUGAAGGAUGUCAGUACCGGUGAUAAUUCGGACGAAGAGGUAAAGACUGCGAUUUGUAGAUAUGUUGAAAGCCACAAGGCAAAAUACAAGUGGCUUCAGGGUGGCGUGGAGUUCAUCGAGGCCAUUCCCAAGAGCCCCAGUGGUAAGAUCCUUAGACGUGUCUUGCAAACAAGAGAGAAGGAAAAGCCGGCGGGGGUUACGUCCAAGUUCUAA
Fusarium subglutinans is the source of this 1392-nucleotide messenger RNA. RefSeq names its product phenylacetyl ligase. The coding region runs from base 1 to 1392 and encodes 463 amino acids. NCBI's taxonomy places the organism in Eukaryota, Fungi, Ascomycota, Sordariomycetes, Hypocreales, Nectriaceae. The record is from RefSeq and is a predicted model, not a curated record. The transcript is spliced from 6 exons. Gene Ontology annotation, molecular function: CoA-ligase activity.